AUGGAUUAUGCAAUUCUGGAGUUAUUCACGUCGCUGGUUAUUUCUACCACGCCCAUAGACAACCAACCAACCACCCACGAUGAAAGCUGCGACUUAAGUGACAGCGACAUUAUAUUUGGAUUGAACGACGGUCUAUUAGACAUCAUAAAACGAAUAUCCUCCCUUCACUUUCGCUCAAGAACGAAAAAAGUGAAUAACUCUACGACAAUCACGGAAGCCGUGGGGAUAUGGCAGGACCUAACGACAUGGCAACCACCAGAAGCUCUGUCCGGUGAAGAAUACCAACAGCUAUACGAUACUUACACAUCGGCACUUUUUACCUGGCUCUACCUCAUCCUGCAUCCCGACAGUAUGUGCGAUGGGAAGGUCCAGUCGAUGGUAGAACAAGGUGUUGUGACGAUGUCGGCUGUCACUGUUCUCGAAUUAUCACCAUUUCUGCUCAUCCCUCUUUUCAUUCUCGGAUUGGCCAGUGUACAGGACGAACACAAAGACUUUAUCAGCGGGGCGUUUGACCAGAUAGAGGAGCAUACCGCGUUGAAGAGGUGGAGGUAUAUCGCACGAUGGUGGAGCGCAGUUGGGAAAACCAAGAUCAGGGAAUCCCAAGAAGCUGGGAAUGGAUCCAGUGGCAAGACGCAGGCUCCGCAGGGUGACGGUUUCUCUCCGUAG
Molecule: messenger RNA, 666 nt
Organism: Aspergillus oryzae RIB40
Lineage: Eukaryota; Fungi; Ascomycota; Eurotiomycetes; Eurotiales; Aspergillaceae
Exons: 1
Coding region: 1-666 (221 amino acids)
Source: RefSeq, a predicted model, not a curated record